Messenger RNA from Pelobates cultripes (western spadefoot toad), 17142 nucleotides. The record is from the annotation of a GenBank genome assembly. Lineage: Eukaryota; Metazoa; Chordata; Amphibia; Anura; Pelobatidae.
CACCUCCUGGCAGAUGAAGCUCCAGGUGCUGAAGAGGUCCUCGAGAAAGAAUAUAACAGCAUCCACAAGGGACAGGUUCAGGUAAGUAAAAACUACCUUCCCCUGCCAUCCAUGAGCACUGAAAUAGCAGUCACCAUCUGGGACCUUUGCAAUGACCCCAACAAGUGACAGAGCUGCUUUAAAAGGUGAUCAAUGAAGCAAUGACUUUCAUGUCAUAACCAGCUUGGAUAAUUUAGAGCCCUCCAGUGAGGUUCACCAUAGAUACAAUGAUAUUGUACCUAUGAUCACAAAGAUCUCAGGGAAAUUUUUGAGACAUAGAUCUCUGUCUCCAUGCAUGAAUUCACUAUAUCACACAAAGUGCAACAUGUGUAUUGUAGUUGUGGCAACACUAAAUGGUUCUCCUGUUCUCACCUGUCACUCAGCUAUAGUAGACAUUCAAGCUAUGCUGCCAGAAUAACUCUCUUUGUCUAUACUGUGUGACACGGGGAAGGACAAUAGUUUUACAUGUAUACAUGGUAUGACUUGACUUGUGCAACAUCAGUGACACUCACUGGGAGAUAAAUAAUUCAAACCAUUAUACAAAGUUCUAAGCAAAAGAGACAGUGCUUGCAACUCUCAUUUAAUUUACAGAGUGUGUAUGACAAAACUGUCUGGGAGAGCCAUGAAAGAAUAGCCUUGAACCUUAUUAAAAAUAGCCAUUGUAAAAGCUUUCCUCCUAUAAUUGAAUUGACGAGGUAGUUGAACCUCUUGUGUUUAGACCUCUAGAGUUUGUGGAAGAAUACAUUGUUGCAAGCUCUAAGCCCCGCCCACUGGCACUGUGUUGUUGGCUGUGCAGAUGGCUUUUGGGUAUGUGGACUGUCACUGUCAUAUCACAGCUCAGGAGUUCAUGCAGGUAAAUCUAGGAGGUUUUUUGUUUGUUUUUAAAAUAAGUUCAUAGGAAUUAUUGGCACUCUUGCUGCUUUGGACUGCAUUUCCCAUUGUGCUCAGCCAUCCAUUGACUCACUGAGGAAGUGUAGUUGGUCCUAGCUGAAAUGCCAAUCACUAUUCUGGCCUGAAUACACAUUAUAGAUUACAAGGAUCUGACUUGUCAUUGCAGUAAUUACUAAUGUGGUAGUUUUGUAUGAUGUAUCAAACAAAACUUUGAGAAAUCAGUCUUAAACCCUGGGCUUUAGGGAGAAUAUUCUGUGAACAUUUUCAAAUCAGCAAAAAAUGUAUAUUAUUUGAAAAUUAUUUUAUAUUUUGUUCUUUUAAAUAUUUUAUCGGUGGUUACCCUCUGACCUAAGUUAAAAUGUUCCUGACUUGAAACCAGCAACAUUUUAUGAGGAUAAAUGAAAUCAUCCAUACAUGGUACAGAGUUUAUGGUGAUGACACAAUAUGUGUCAGCUGUGAUGAUAAGUGGUGGUAAAAAAUGAACCAUGUCAGCCCAGUGGGCAUUCUCGCUGGGUUGACCAACAGCCCAACAUGCCAGUUUCUAUGUGCCGACCUCCUAACUGUCCCAGACUUGUUGGAACAGACCCAAAUUUAAGAUCCUAUGUCACCGACCUUGGUGUGUUCUUUGGUGUCUCACUGCUGGAGAUACCAAAAUCAAGCCCCCAAAAAGUGGCACCAAAGUGCAUCAUUAGAUGUGCACAUUGCUGUGCAAAAUAAACUCCGAGCAUGUAGCCCAAAAUAGAGCACUUCAAUAGAACUCUGCACAUUUGGCUAAUUUGGCCAGGUCAGGCUCUCAUGGUGUCAUUUGCACUUCUGGCCCUUCUCAUCCCAUGUCCCUUAUUUACAAAUCCUGUUCCAGCCCAUACAGAACGACAAAAGGCUAGUAGGGGUAAAGAGUUUGUUCUAAUUUUGUCAGGUGAUUAUUUUUUCAUUCAUUUCCUAUUUUUACAUGCUGGGAAAGAUUGCAUAUUAUGUUAAACAGUAUGUAGCAUGUGUCAUGAGGAAAAAAUACAGACAUGCAUCACUUCAAUGAAUGGUCUGUGACAUUUCCCUGACUGACACCUACUGAGAUCCCCUGCCCAUUAUUAUUUCUGGAUAUCCCAUCUAUUGAUCACCACAGUCUAACUUGCAUCCUGGUUUCGAAGGACCCACCAUGUUUCUUUUAAUUUAAAAUGUAUCUGCGGAAAAUAUUUAUGCUUGAAAACAAUUGCUGGGGCUCCCAUGGUGAAGGGUUUGUCGUGCAGCUUUAAAAUGUUUGUCAUUUCAGGACACUGAAGAAGUCAUUGACAAUUCGAGGAAAGUGAGUAAAUUCCAGUCCAUUCAGUAUAUUUUCAUGAUGUCAAAAUACUUGAGAAUAAAUAGAUUUGUAUUUUCUUUCUCUAGAAUGGAGUGCAAGCUCUAGUUUGUGUUACAGAACAUUCGGGAGAGUUUGAAAGGCUGAUCAACCUUUCAGAGAGGUCUGUUUUUUGUGUUCAUGUGUAAAUUUGGAUUCGUAGUGUAUAAACUUUUGCUUUAGACAUUGGGCAGUUGCUAAGAUAGUGCCAUUGAAUCCAUCAUCUGCAAAACGUGUUUGAGUACUCAGGGUCUUGGGUUUAAUUCCCAGCAUGUUAAAAUAUACAGGUGACCAGUUUCUUGAGCCUACAGUUAAAUAUAUAGAAGGCAGCUCACGCAACCCAAACCAGAGUCUCUCUGUCCCGGUCCAAUUAAAAGUGUGUAAAAUGGAGGGAGGGUGUAGUUCCUUUAGGAAAUUCUCAAACAUAGAUGAAUAUGUAAAAUGAGAGGAAGACUGCGGCAAAAUAUAGUGUAGUAUUGUUGGUGUAAAUUAAUAAAAGAAAGAUAUUGCCAGGAACGACACAGGUACCCGAUACGCAGAAUGCAAAAUAGGAGAACGUAUACCGGGCCUUAGAAUGGCCGGACUAACGUAGGAAAGGACAGAGAAUAGUCAGGGACAAGCCGAGGUCGAGGGAGCCAGAAAACAGGUAAGCCAAUAAACAAGCCGAGUCAAAGGGAAGGAGAACACAGAAUAGUCCAAAUCAGAGCCAAGUCAAAUACCAACAAACCAAACCAGAGUAUGCACUAUAGGAACAAUCAAGCUGGAACCACAACAGGGCAAUGAUUAGAACGUUUCAGCGGGCCGUGACGUCAUCGACGUCAUGAAGUCGGCGCUCAUGCACCCCGUCCUAAAAACGGGCGGAGCUACCACGGCCAACGUCUGGACGGCCGAGAUGAGAGUAGGGAAUGUGAGGAGUGCCCCCAUCAUGUGGGAGAAGAUCCACAGGUUGGAUCCCUGCCUGGGCAGUAACCAUAGGUACCCUGACAGAUAUGCACUUACAGUGUGUGGAACUUAAAUUAGCUCUACUUUCAUGCGUUUGGGCAGCACUAUCCCCGCCUAGGGAUAUUUGGUGUGCUCUUUUUGAUCUAGUACGAAGUGUUCCAUAUGAUAUGUAAAAUAAGUAUAGAUAAAACCAAAUCUAGUGCAGCAUUCAUUUUAAGUACUGAGGUAAAAUUAAAAUAAAGUAAUACACUCACUCACAGAGUGGUACAAUCCAGACUUAAUGGUCGUAUUUACUUGCGGUGUAUGUGAGGGCUAUGUGAGGGGUGCAGUAAGUGUGGUGUAUUAUAUUUGCUAAAAAUAAACAAUAUAGUGCUCUCUGUUAUAAGUAAAAGAUAAUAAAAAUAUAAAAGAGUUACUCACGCCUGUGGAGUAUAAGAGUGUUUUGUUCAAUCUUCAGGGCUCAGGUGGUAUGUCUAACACCAAAGGGAUACAUUUUUUGGCUGCAAAUAGUCAGGGAAUGACCAGAGAUAACAUAACAUUUAAAAAAAGCAUGGGCGGAACCUGAUCCAGCACAAAGCGACAUCGGCGCUGGAUUCAGGUAAGUGACUGAAGGGGUUUUAACCUCUUCAGUGCUGAGGGAAGGUGGGGGGGGGGGGGGGGGCAUAGGAACCUAUAGUGUCAGAAAAAAAGGCUUGUUUUUCUGGCCCUAUAGUAUCCCUUAAUGAUAUAAUGUGAAAAACAAAAGUAUCAAAAUAGAUCUAAACUGAAUAAAAGAAAUGAACAAAAUUGACCUUCAGCCAAUAUACCAAAAAAGACAUACUUAACAUUAUUUUUUAAAUAAUGCUUGAAACUAUUUUAUUCUUUAGACGUUCUGUAUUAAGGCCUGCUCUUUCAUUUAAGGUUCCCUGACUUUGUCAUGCCGUGUCUUGGAAUACAUCCCAUUCAGAGUGAUACAGAGGGGCAACGCAGUGUGACAAUGAAGGUAAGUAAUUCGACAUUGGCUGAUGAUUACUGGGUACAUUCUAUCCCAGAUGUAUUACACUGCCAAUCACAAUUGCAGUGAUUGUCAUCAGGGCCGGACUGGGAAAAAAAUUUGGCCCGGGCAUUUUUUUAUCACAGCGGCCCACUAAGAAGGGUGGCGGGGCAGAGAGGGUGUGUUUUGUCAUCACUAAUGACAAACACGCCACUUGUCAAAGUGCAGGCCAGGGCAGACCAUGCGCAGAGCUCUGCUGAAGAGCUCUAGGAUGAGAAAAAAGCCCUGUAUUUGUUCUGCACAGCGCAAGCAAAUUUAAUAACAUGCUUGCACUGUGUUUCCUUGCAACUUGUCUCUGGUGUCUCUAUAAAUGGAUACCAGGAGACAAAAAUGCCAGGAAAGAGUAUUGUGCAAAUGCUUGGAGCCUGCUUGUGGUAUUUUGUGUGUGUAGAGUGAGCUGAUUGUGGUGUGGUAUUGUGUAAUAAGGUUGGUUUCAGUCGUGUUGUGUUUGUGGUGUAAUGUAAUGCAUAUGUGGAUAGGGGCUGUAGAGAAUGUGUAUAGGGGAUGUAGCAAGUGUGUGCAUACAGGCUAUAGUGUGUGUGUGUGUGUGUAUAGGUGAUGUAGUCAUAGGCGUGCGCAGCCUAUUGUAUAAGGGUAUGCACCCUAAAGCAGAAACACACGCCGUGUGUAUAUAUAUAUAUAUAUAUAUAUAUAUAUAUAUAUACAUACACACACACACACACACAUACUGCUGUGUGUGUGUGUGUGUGUGUGUGUGAGCGCUGUGUGUGUAAGGGUGCUGUUAGUGUGUGUGUGAAUGUGUAAGGGUGCUGUUAGUGUGUGUGUGCUUUGUGUGUGUGGGUGAGGGUGCUGUGUGUGUAAGGGUGCUGUUAGUGUGUGCUGUUUGUGUGUGUAAGGGUGUUGUUAGUGUGAGGGUGCUUGUUAGUGUGUAAGGGUGUUGUUAGUGUGAGGGUGCUGUGUGUGUAAGGGUGUUGUUAGUGUGUGUAUGUGUAAGGGUGCUGUGUGUGUAAGAGUGUUGUUAGUGUGAGGGUGCUUGUUAGUGUGUAAGGGUGUUGUUAGUGUGAGGGUGCUGUGUGUGUAAGGGUGUUGUUAGUGUGAGGGUGCUGUUAAUGUGUGUGUGUAAGGGUGUUGUUAGUGUGAGGGUGCUGUUAGUGUGUGUGUGCUGUGUGUGUGUGUGUGCUGUGUGUGUAAGGUUGAUGUAUGUGUGUGUGUGUGUGUGUGUGUGUGCUGUUUGUGUGUAAUGUGUGGGGUGAGGGCCGUUUAGUUAAUAUUCCCCCUCCCUUCUUACCUUAUGUAGGGAGGGGAGACCGUGCUGCUGCCUUCCCUGGUGGUCCAGUGGAGAGUGAACUCUAGCCCAAUCUGAGCAUUGCCGUGGUAACCGCGCGAGAGGAACCCGGCAGAGCUGCUGGCCAGAGCUCCCCCGUGUCCUCUCCUGCCUCCCUCCAUGCCUGUGGGCUGAUGAGGGAGAUCUUUGAUCUUCCUCACCUGCCCCCGGAGGGAGGCACAUAGCGCGUGCCGCAGGGAUUAGAGUGUGCCCAGGCACACCCCGUGUGCACGCCUAUGGAUGUAGUGUUUGUAGAGAGUAUGUGUUUAGGGGUGUAGUAUGUGUUUGCUUACAAGGAAUCUAGUGUGUGUAUAGGGGAUCAAGAGUGUGUAUGUUAGGAGUGUAGUGUUUGUGUGUGUGUGUGUGUGUGUGUGUGUGUGUGUAGAUAUAUAUAUAUAUAUAUAUAUAUAUAUACACAUACAUAUGUUUGGAAGUAUUGUGUAUGUGUGUGGUGCAGUGUGGUGGGGAGGUUCUGUGUGUAUGUGAGGGGUGCAGUAUGUGUAUGUGAUGGAUGCUGUGUGUGAGGGUGCUGUGGGUGAUUUGUGUGUGAGAGUGCGGAGUGUGAUGUGUGUGUGGGUGCUGAGUGUGAUGUGUAUGAUGUGUGUGUGAGGGUGCUGUGUGUGAGAGUGCUGUGUAUGAUGUGUUUUGUGAUAGUGCUGAGGGUGAUGUGUGUGUGUGUGUGUGGGUGCUGAGUGUGAUGUGUAUGAUGUGUGUGAGGGUGCUAUGUGUGAGAGUGCUGUGUAUGAUGUGUUUUGUGAUAGUGCUGAGGGUGAUGUGUGUGAGAGUGCUGUGUGUAAAUGUUAGGGAUUCUGUGUUAGAGGGGGUUAAAUAAACAAAUAAAAAAAUCUAAGCAGGCAUUAAACCCUCCCCCCUCCCCCCCCGUCUUACCUUUAGCAUGGGAGGGGGGGACCCGCACACUGCUAUCUGGGAAAGGGGGAGACCUGCACUCUGACAUCAUCCCUAGUGGUCCUAGUGGGUGAGUGAACUCUAUCUUGCGAGAGAAACCCGGCGGAGCUGCAAGAUAGAGCUCCGCCGUGUCCUCUCCUCUCCCUCCCCAGCCGCAUGUCUAUUCAAGUGGGCCGGUGUGGGAGAUCUUUGAUCUCCCCACCGGCCCUCCAUGGAAUACAGCAGGGCCGGCACUAGGAUCCUGCAACCUCCCCUGCCUGCCUCGGCCCAUGGCCACCGUGGCCCACCGGGCAUUUACCCGGUGUGCCUGAUGGCCAGUCCGGGCCUGAUUGUCAUUAUUCUUUGCUGUUCAUAUACAGUGCAAAUAUAUUCUAUUGUAAAAAUAGAGUAGAUAGCUGCACCUGCAAGUAAAAUAUAUAAACUCAGAAAUAGAUAUGCAAUAAACAAUUGUUAUGAAGUCUGUAUCCUGAUUCAUAGCAGAUAUGUCAGUCCAGUACACAUAAAAGUAUCAGUCAGAUGCAUAAAGCAGGCUAAAAAGAGAUACAAUACAGUCCAUACCUAUGAUUAUAUGAUAUCUCCUAGUAUGCAGCCAUAUGAAAUCGCAACCUAUGUGUCACAGAAUAUUGUAAAGUAUUGUUGGCAUUAUACUGCACCAAUUAGGUUAGCUGUGCAUUGUCACAUUUAAAUUAGCAACUACAUGCUCCUGUUUAAUGGGUGGGAGAAGGUAGAAUCACACCCUGGUAUAUGAUAUAUGCAGUAUAACUAUACAUGAUAAAACACAAACAAGGUUAUACACUAAAUUGAGAAUUCAAAGUGUAUUUCAAAUUUAAGGUCAAAGUUGGAAAAUGUGAAAAAUGUUCUAAUUCAGCUAUGCUCUCAGUUUGGUUACUCUGGCUUUAAGGGGAUACUAUAGUCACCAGAGCAACCACAGCUUAUUGUAUUUGUUCUGGUGAGUAUAAGCAUUCCCUUCAGGCUUUUUGCAGUAAACACUGACUUUUCAGAGUGCAGAAUGCAGUGUUUACAUUACAGCCUAGGGAUACCUCCAGUCGCCACUCCUCAGAUGGCUACUAGAGGUGCUUCCUGGGGCAGUGCUGCACAGUGUGACUGACCUUCAGUGUCUCCAUCCUCUGCAUGGAAACACUGAACUUUCCUCAUAGAGAUGCAUUGAUUCAAUGUAUCUCUAUGAGGAGAUGCUGAUUGGCCAGAGCUGUGUUAGGCUUGUGCUGGCUCUGCCCCUGAUCUGCCUCCUUGACAGGCUCAACCAAUCCUAUGGGAAAGCAUUGUGAUUAUCUCACAUAAUCACUUCUGAUGAUAUCAGCCAAGCAGACAGAUCAGGGGUAGGGCCAGCAGAUACAGACUGGAAUACAGGUGAGAUUUUACUAUAUUAAGGAAGGGCAGGGGAGCUAGAUGUUGGUUUUAACACUAUAUGGUCAGUUUUGUGUUAGAAUUAAUAAUGUUUGUUAUACUGACCCUAUAAUGUUUCUUUAAAUUAGAAAUGUGCUUUGAAUUCUUACUUUAUUGAAUAACCAUGAUGAUUGCUAAUUUCUGCAGUGCUUUGACAAUGAGUUAAUUGAUCAUAUAAUUAAGACAGUGCAACUGAUACAAAUGGAAUGGAGGGCUAUUUGUGCAAGAGCUUGCAAUCUAUAGCACAUUGAGCACUGUGGCCCCAAUUUAAUAGUUAGAUGAACUUGCCAAAGUAAUCAAUUUGGAUACAUUUCUAAAAUGAUUUUUUUUUCAGCUUCUUAAACUAUCAAAAAUAUAUAAAUGAUAUAUCAAAAAUGUAUCGAACAAUAUUAAAUCAUUUGGAAAUGUUAUCCAACAAUAUUAAAUCGAGGCCUAUGUGGCUUUUAAUGCUGCGUUAAUGGGGACAAAAUAAAAACAUUAUAAUUUCAACAGUUCUCAGGAUCUCCAGUGGCUUAUACUUGCAGAAUUUACAGUAAAUUUGUACAGGUGAAUCAAUGCAUUCUAGCUGGUAAAUAUUCUGGCGCAGGUGACCACGAAAAUCGACUCAGAAAUAAAUCUAGGGAUGUAAUGACACAGGAAGAUUGUCAUAAUUUGAAUGUUCAGGGAUAUAAAUGUUGAGGGAGUAUUGGAAAGAAAAACAAACUACUGAAUAGAUGAUAAAAUAAAUAGAGAAGUUAGAAUCUUAGAAGACUUCACGUCCGGUCAUAUAGGAAGGAUUAGCUGUUAUACAGUAGAUGCCCAUCACAUAAAAAUACAAUAUCAAUAUUGCUUCCAAAGUAUCGUUCUGCAGGAUGUAAUGAGAACAGGAUGUGUCUGUAUUACACACAUAGCAGGAAGGGUACAGAGUAAUGGAAUUUUCUCCACCCAAACUCUGCUAUAGCAUAGAAUGUCCUGUAACAGCUUACUGUGAAAUAAGUUUAUUCUUUUUAUUUUAUUGUUACUUUCAAAUUAAGAUAAGUGUAUUGAAUUUCAAUCUGCAUACAUAUUACCAAUAAUUUUCCAAUAAAUAAAGAGGAUUGUAAAUAAAAAUAAUAAUAAUAAUAAUUCUUCGGGUUUUUUUUGUUUGUUUUUUUACAAUCAAGUUAUAAAGUAAUCAUGAAUCAUAAACAUCUUUGAGAAUGCAUAAAAUAGACAAGCCAGUGAUGUUCGUAUAAUUAAAAUGACGUUUCGUUAUAAAGUUUGCCUUUUAUAAGUGGAAUAAAAAUUCCUUCUGAUAGCUAGUAUGUCAUAGAGCAAAGAAACUCCUGGGUUUAUUCUCUAAACAAUUGACUGUGGUUUUCUUUUUCCAUCUCUAUUUUUCUUGGCUUACAUUUUGCAAGUUGAAUGGCAACCCACUAUUUAGUGGAUAAACCCCACAGUAAUUAAAGGAAUACUAUGGGGUCAGGAACACAAACAUGAGUACCGCUAUAUAUACAUAUGCAUUUUUGGGGCCAUGGAGUCUCCCUGUUACACUUUCAGCAGGACCUCUGUUCUCACAACUCGCAAGAGUGUUACCGUGGGUUGCUAGGGCAACGCUCUGUGCGGCACCUAGUUAAUGCGGGAGCAUUCCCACGGCAACCCGCAGCAAUGCUCUCGCGGAUCACGAGAACAGAGGACCUGCCACUGCUGUAGGAGAAACAUGGAGACUCCAGGGCCCCCUCUUCACAAGAGAAUACGCUGUGCAACCGGACCACCACGAAAUCCAGUGUCCCCCCUUCCUGGUCACAGGCAAGAGGCAGGGAGGGGGGAAUAAACCCAUAAAAUACAAACUGCCUACCCCCCUCAGGACUAAUCAAACACAUACACUACAUGCACUACACAAACACACACACACUGCAUCCACUAUAAACGUACUGCAACCACUAUGUGUGUCUGUAUGUGUGUGUUUAUGUCGGUAUGUGUGUCUGUAUAUGUGAGUGGGACCAUAUAGAGAUUAAUAUAAUAAGUGGUUACAUACUGUACUACUCUAAAGUCUUCUUUCUUAUAUUUCCUACAGGUGUCUUAAAGUGAUAACCUGUGGUAAUUUUAUACAUUGAGUGCUCUCACUGUUUUUAGAUUGUAAACUACACACAAAUACACCACUGCAUUCAAAUGCCAACACUACAUACAAACACACCCUUUCAUUCACUAACACACCCCCUCCCACACAAAACAUGCUUACAUUAAAACACACAAACACUAAAUAUAUUAAAAACAUUUUGCGGGUCUGUUUUAAAUUUUAAAGUUGAAAACUGUCUGAAAAGAUAGUGUUUACUGCAAAAAUCCUGAAAGGACUGACUAUACUCACCAGAACAAUACAAGCUGUAGUUGUCCUGGUGACUAUAGUGUCCCUUUAAAUACUCUGGUACAUGAUGAAAUUUGCCAUUGUAUAUAAAUCAUUGUGCCAGCAAUGCACUGUGAAAUGUUAUGCUGUCCGUAAUUACAUGUGAGUUAAAGAUUUAUGGCUAUUUUAAUGUUUUUAUAUCCAUGCAUAUUUCAUGUCCUUUUCCCUACUUUAUGGAAAUUGUUACUGGAGGCGCGAUAUCAUGUCAAAUAUCCAAUCUGUCAUGGAUUUUUUUGUUUAGCAGGUACUAUGUUUUUUUCAAGUACCUGGCAAGUAUUAAAGAGGAAUUGAUUUGUUACUAAUGAGAUUUUAGCACAGCCUUAUAACUAAGUAAAAUGUAUCUGUAGGUGGAAGUUUCACCUUAAAGUCAAUUUUUCAUAAUUUUGCAGGAUUUGGAACCAGUUCUUGCACAGUUUGAGAAGUACAAGGACCAGCUGGUUGCUAUUGGAGAGGUAUUGCGUUAUAUACAUGGCAGUCAAGGAUAACCUGGUCAGUGCAAUUGCUUAUGAACUAAACAGACUGACAAAACAUUGCGGGAAUUGAAGUUCAUGAAUAAUGUGGGGCAAGCUGAGCUAUCAGAGAAAUGUGUCACUAACGUAAAAGGUUUGCCAAAGAGUUUUCUAAAUGACUCACAAUGUGUGCAGUAUUAAAUCAUUUGCAGCAAGUCUUUUUUCCCCUAUUCUAGAAAUGUUUCCUUUCUCCCGUGCAGUGUAAUAUUUCCAGCUCUGAUAGCUUUCUCUUGUGAAUUUUGAAGGAUAUAAUUCAAUUGAUGUAGUCUCCCCUCCUUUCACUUUUUUUUUCUCCAAUUGGUGUUAUUUUUUUUUUACUGCUAUAAAAUGUAUCCCUUAUCCGUGCACGUUACAUUCUAUGAUAUAAAAGAUGGUUGAAAUAACAAUGAUAAAAGGGACAUUAUAGGCACCCCGACCACUUCAUCUUAUUGAAGUGGUCUUGGUGCAGUGUCCCUGUCCCCUUAUUCCUGCAAUGUUUACAUUGCAGUGUCAAGACUGCCUCUAGUGGUUGACAACCAGACAGCCACUAGAGAAGCUUCCUGCAGAUUCACGGAGUUUGACUACAGAAAAACCCCAUAGUAAAGCAUUAAGUCACUGCUUUCCUAUGGGGAAGGCAUAAUGCGCUUGCGUUGCUCACCGCGCUUGCGCAUUGGGUUCCACCCUUUGGCAGACGCUGAAGGAGGUGGAACCCAAUCCAGUGCCGAUGUCCCUCGAGUAAAUGAAAAAAGUAUUUUUUUAACCCUCUACAUUGCCGGGGUGGAGGCAGAGGGUUUCUGUAGUUCUAAGAAUACACUUUGUAUUUCUAACACUAUAGUGAUGUCCAAUGUUACUAUGUUGCGUUUCAUGUUUCUGUACAGAUUGGAUUAGAUUUCACUCCAUGGCUCGCCCCCACCCAAGAACAAAGAGAUGAACAGUUAAAGGUUUUCAAGAUGCAACUGGACAUUGCCAAACGAUUGGACCUUCCUGUGUUAGUAAAUAUAAACACUGCUAUCCAAGCCAGAUAAGCUGAUAAAUGAUAAACUGUGGAAAGUUUAUUUCCUUAUAAGAGAUUUACAAAGGUUCUUCAAAGUGCAUUAACUUUCGUCCACAUGUGGCAUAACACGGUGCCUUUUACAUCCAUUGUAGCAACCAUAAUUAUUGAUUUCACCAGUAUGACAACAGCAACGAACUAAGGGCUAAUACCAAAUCAUAGAAAUAAAAUAUUAUUGCUACAUUUGGUAGCGCUAUGUAUGAAUUACUUUUUAUUAUCUAUUGAGUGACAUCAUGUGUGAGGUAUACGUGUGAGCUUUUUUCAAAGCUCUCCAGGGUGUGUCCAGUUUAGUUAAAACAGGCAGGGCAAAAAAACGCUUCACCCAAAACGAUUUAUAAUAACCCAACUUUUUUUUUUUUUUUUUUACAAUCUCAGAAACAUCCAUUCUCGUUCAGCCGGGAGGCAAACAAUUGCUUUUCUUAAGGAACAAGGUAAGAACAUUGCAAAAUUAAAUGGUAAAUAUAGAGGAUGGUGGUACAAAAUAGAAAAAAAUCUUCUAACUCGAAAAUUAUGUUCUAAAAUUUACAGUUCUUUUGAAAAUUCCUUACAAUUGAAAGUUGAAUAACAUUGUGGCUUAACUUUUGCAAACUCAGUCAUUGACUCACACUUAACUGAGUAAGCCCCACAAUGUUUACGUGAUGACAUUGUCUCCUGUUUUCCUUACAGACGUUCACAAGGUGUUGUUACAUAACUUUGCCGGCCGGCCCUCGGUGGCCCUAGAAGGUGUGCAUGCUGGAUAUUUUUUCUCUUUCCCUCCCGCUAUCACAAGGAAUGACCAAGUAAGACAAAAGCCUGACUGGUGUUGAUGUGGAUAGCUCACCUUAGUAAAAUGUAAAAUCGAAUGACAUCAUCAUUGUUCCUAUCACAGUGUAACCUUAACAGAGUUAUUACAAAACAAAAAAAGCGAUACCACACUCCAACAAAUGUAAUGAAAAAAAGUGUAAUUUACUUGUAUAGCCUUGCCAACAUUGGUCAGGUCCAGAGAUGUAUAAACAUAAAUACAGGCAAAACAAUCCAUAUAAAGUCCACUAUAUACCACUAUCCUAAUGCGCAUAAGGAAAUAGUAAUACAAAAAGAAAUACGAUCUCAUCUUGUAUAGAUAACAUAAUAUGACUACCUGCACUAGUACAUAUGAGAGACUGGGCUAUAGAAGAUCAGAGGACUAGAUGUACUGACCACCAAGAGGAAAGUGCAUGAAAUAUAAAGGGCCAAAUGCCUCAAAUACCAGUGUGUAAGAUGAAUUAAAGUGCAUAGUCUACAAAACAAUAUCUAAUUAUAAAGAAAUAAUACAAGAUAUGAAAAUGUAAUGUAAACAUGACAUAAUCCCCAAUAAUGUGGUCUAGCUAGAACUACAAAGGGCAGAAAAAUCAAGCCGCAUUAUUCCACGGGUUCUGAUCAUACACAGCAAGGUUAUAGUAUAAAAUGCCUAACAUAGACUGCUAAGUCCUAAUAAGCAUAGGUGAGAUCCAUAAAUGAUGUCUGUAGAUAUCCUGCGGUAUUCUUGUUGUAUAGGAAAAAUUUAAAAUGAUAUAACCAAAUGUAAAUGUAAAAAUAAAAAAAUGAAAAAAAAGAGAAAAAAUAUUGCUAGCACAAACAAAACAAAAAAACAGAAACUGAAAAAAGGGUGUUAUAUAUACAAAAACUCAAAGUCUCUAUGAGGAUAUAGAUAUGAUCUCACCCAUUCUGAAGUAAAGGAAGACGCUGGCCAUAUAUAACAGUAAAAAGUUAAAAGCCGAUCAAAGUGAUAGAUGGCCGAAAUCCAAUCUAAUCAGCCUGUGUAACCAUCUGUGUGGUGAGAAGUAUGGUCAAGUUGUACAGUCGAGGGAAUAUCAGGUGGAUCCGGGGCUGCAUGCCUGGCAUAUUUUAUCCCUUUCAUGGCCCUGAACUGAAAAUUGGACAUUUUAGGCAAAAGAGCUGAAUCCGAAAAUGUUCCCAACUCUGCUGUUUUGCCCUAUAAUAUGCAGUUCACUUGCCAAUUCAUCAUUGUUCCUGGUUUUACGGGAUAACACUGUUUGUCAUGUCAGUAUCAGAUCGUGUGCUAUACAGGGUUUAAAAAUUUUGACUGUCUGUUAUAAUUAUUUACUAUAAGCAAAGCUUGGCUCUGUUCCUGAAGGGAGUAAAAACCACACUUGCCUGGGUGCCACUCCACGUUCUAUGUAAGAAUCUCAAAAGAUGGGUGCACUCCCAGGUCUUGAUACAUAUGGAUUUAAUGGUAUUCCAAGUUAAGAUCUAUGUUUCAACCAAUUCUGGUUGUUUUCCAGAUCCUAUUAAGAUCAUUUUCCUAUAUAUUAUACAUAGUGUGUCCUCUCAUUCGGUUAAACCUCACACUACAUGUAAAUACUCUCUUAAGCACUGCACCAAUCAUUAAAACAGACUUCCAAAGACUGAGAAUUUUAUUAAUUUUUAUUUAAUUAUAGUUCUCAAGAUAUGUUCUCAGCAGCUACACAGUUCAUGUUAGUGUAAUGGAUUAAUGUACAUUUGCCAUUAAUGUGCUUUAAAGAGGAUUAGAAGAGGUGUGUACAUUAAAUUGGCAUCUGAUGUCUCCCAUAAUAAGGGAAAUGUCUCUGAAGGUGCUGUGGAUGAAUCAGAAUUCAUUUUAGGAAAUAAUGGAAGGAGGGUGUAGUAAGACAAAAAAUAAACAGGACCGGCAUGUACAAUGCAGACAGGGGCAACUCUGCAUUUAGGACAAGCAAUAUGAGCAUGAAAUAAAAUGAAUUAAUUAUAAUAUAACAGACAAUCAGCAAGUUCCUGGAGUAAAAAUAGGAUAUUCAAUGAAUAAUGUCAUACCAGGGUAGACAGUUAUAAAGGAAUUACUAUUGAUGGAAUGUUAAUUCUUCAUAAUAAUAAUGAUAUUUUUUUAUUUUGGUACACACCUGUACAUUUGUAACAGUAUCUAUUUUACAAAGAGUUGAAUGCUAUGUGUACUUUUAUUUUUCUAUACAUUUUAGAGAGCAAAACUAAUCAAGCAGAUUCCCCUGGAGAAUAUUUGUUUGGAGACGGACUCUCCAUCCCUGGGUCCAUGUAAAGAGGUAUGGGUGUGUAGGAUUGCAAGUUCCUUUAUUCCUGUAUGGCUUGGCUUAAGCUAAGAGAUCCAAAAUUGCUACUGGAUUCUCUUUUGUAAAUGGUCAUGUAAUGCUUUAAUUAUCUGAAAGGUUGGAAUUUUGUGCUAAUUUCAAAGAAAUAUUGACAUCAAUUUAAUUUCCAUUACUGCAGCCCAAUAAUAUAGCAUUGUAUGCUUGGAUUUUUUUUACAGUCAUACGUCUUUAUGGUGCUUUAGAAAAGAUAAUAUCAUAGUAUUCUAAAAGGAUGUAUACUUUGUAAAUUUUUCAGAUUUUUAUAUAAUUGACUAUAGAAUAUUAUUGUUACCCAAGUCAGUAGUUCUCCUUUUAUCAAUCUCAGAAGGAUGACAGGCCAAGGGAAAUCUGUCGAGAAAUGAGCAUGCACCAACAUUAAAAACAAAUGUGUUUAUUUCUAAAGCCGGAGAGUUCCUUUGGGGUUAAAUUUAGGGUGCACCACAGAUUAAAAAAAAAAAAACAAUAAGUAAAAUAAAAGGUAUAUAUUUUUCCAGCAGUGAGGUCAUCUUGUUGCUGCUCCGUUGCAUCCACUGGAGAUCAUCAAUACUGAUGAUCUUUGGGCCACUCUAAUGCGCCAUAGGCGGUACCUAAUGCACAUGUGCAGAGAACGCUGCAUGCACAUUGACCUUCCCCAUAGAAAAGCAUUAAAAUCAAUGCUAUGGGGGGAUUUAAAUACUCACAUGCACAGCGUGAGGACAUCCAGCAUGGUUUCACUGAGUUAAACUCUGUGUAACAGCAGGAAGCUCCUCUGGUGGCCAGUAGAGCCAGUGUUUAUCCUGCAAUGUAAAUAUUGCAGUUUCUUUAAAACUGCAAUGUUUUACAUAGCAGGGCUAAGGGGACAGCGAUGAGAUGAAGUGGUGUGAGUGCCUAUAUUUUCCCUUUAACAUUGGUGCAUGAAUCAGAUGAGAUGGCAUUCACAUAGACAUGAUACAUUUUUAUUACAUCAUUUGUAUGCAGUAGUUUAGAAAACACACUGUAAAAUGAUUUGGAUUGCGAAAUAGCCGUUUGGAAACUGCCUUUUAGUUUUGUGAAGGGCACAUUGCCAUUUGUUUCUUGGGUAAUGCUGAGAUUCAGUGACCUUUAAAUAUCGAUUUUGAGAAGGCGCUGUAAAUUCACAUGUAUUUUUUAUUACACUCUGACUUGUAAAAUCCUGUGCAAUUGAACUCAAACUAACCCUUAAGCACUGGAUUCUAUCAUAAUUAUUUGGUUUGUGAAAGCCUUUGUCCAAAUAUUUCACAAGCAACCAAGACUGACAGAUUACACAGUGUGCUUUCCUGCACUGCUACAAUUAUAAAUAUAAUGUGGUAAUCAGUAUCAUUUGCGGUAGUCAUUACUACUGAGCAGAUGUUAAAGGCAAAGAUUAAAGUUGGAAACUUGUUGAUAAGGUCUCUCCUAUAAUAUCUACUGGCUAUUGUGAUUAACUACCUCAGUUAUUUAGCAACAAGAUUGCAAACGGUUCUAAUCAAAAUAUGAAACGUUUUCCAGGGAUCAGUGAUCCAAAUAAUUUUUCACACAUCAAGGAUUGAAAUUUGAGCACUGAUGUAACACUGCCCCAAUACAUAUUAUGCUGGUUCAAAGAAAAAAAAAAGAGAUAGGAAAUGGGCCAGGGCAUACAUAAAUUAUUGUUUCAGGAUUAGAAACCUGUUUGGCAAUCAACACAUCACAGAACAUGGCACAGAUGCUUUUCUUUCUAAAAUGUCCCUUAGUACACUGGAAAGCAGGGAUAAAAAUUAGAAUUGCAUUGUCAAUUCAUUCAUUGCUUAAAAAAAUGAGAGUGACUGUUGCUUUAAUUGUGAAGCCUGGUGCUUCUUAGAGCUCUUGAAUGCAGUUUGAGUUGUGGUGUAUCACGUUUACGCUAGAAUUCCAGGAUCUCACCCUGUACUUUGCUUUGAAAAGCUUGCCUUCAUAUUAAUUUGAUUCAUUUCUUUUCUCCAGAAGCGGAAUAUUCCAUCCAAUAUUUGCAUUCCCUGUGAUUAUAUAGCUUCUGUGAAAGGUCUUCAACCUGACUCAGUCCGUGAGGUGACCACACAGAACGCCAUGCGGCUUUUUCCAAAGAUGUAUCACAAAUUAAAAACCUAGUUACUUUGAUCGUGUCCUCGGAACAAAAUGAGUUAAUGAUAAAAUGUGUCAUCAAUCUUAAUAUUGUAUAUUCUUCGUGUUGCAUGCCUGGCUAAAUAUAAUGCAAAUAAAUCAAUACAAGAGUUUUCAUUUUAUAAUAAUAUAUAGUUAUAUAGUUACAUAGCUGAAAAGAGACUUGCGUCCAUCAAGUUCAGCCUACCUCACAUUUGUUUUUUGCUGUUGAUCCAAAAGAAGGCAAAAAAACCCAGUUUGAAG